Athene cunicularia (burrowing owl) is the source of this 6465-nucleotide messenger RNA. Its product is annotated as neural-cadherin-like. NCBI's taxonomy places the organism in Eukaryota, Metazoa, Chordata, Aves, Strigiformes, Strigidae. The record is from RefSeq and is a predicted model, not a curated record. Gene Ontology annotation, molecular function: cadherin binding; calcium ion binding. Gene Ontology annotation, cellular component: catenin complex; adherens junction; plasma membrane. Gene Ontology annotation, biological process: adherens junction organization; multicellular organism development; cell morphogenesis.
GGCGCCCUUCGCCUCCGCCUGCUUCGAGGUGGCGUCGCCGCCCGCCGAGGAGUCGCCGCUGCGCGUGGGGCGGGAGAGCGGCGAGGUGACGCUGGCCGCGGCGCUGGACCGGGAGGCGGCGGCCGCCUGGCAGCUCGUCGUGCGUGUCCAGGAGCACUCAGGAAAGGAUUGGUACUUGGUGCACUUGUCACUUACUGUGACAGAUGUGAACGACAAUGUACCUGAAUGGGCCAUGGAGCCCUUCCCAUUCUUGGCAGUGGUUUCCCCUGAAGCUAUGGGAGGUACUGAAGUAUACAAGCUGCUCACUGUGGAUGCAGAUGAAGGGAUCCAUGGAGCUGUAGAAUAUUUUCUCUUGGAAGGUGGUGAAGACAGAUUUGAAGUUGACAGAGACACUGGCUGGAUUAAAACAGCAGGUUUGCCAUUGGUGAGGGACAAGGAGUAUUUGCUGACUGUACUAGCAGCAGAUAAACUUGGAAGCAGAAGGUCUCCAGCCUCUGUUUCUGUAAUUGCUGGAUUUCGACCACCACAGUUCACCAACAUAUCGUACUUUGUUUAUGUUCCUGAAAGUAUGCCACAAGGAAAAUCUUUUCUUACAGUCACUGCUGUAUCCUAUCAAAAGAAAUCCCUGAGCUACAGUUUACUAACUAAUCCUAGUGGUCUGUUCAAUAUUAAUCGUACAACAGGAGAUAUCAGUUUAACUCGAAGUGUGGAUUAUGAGAGUGACCAGCACCAGUAUCUUCUUUUGGUCAGAGCAGAGGAAAAUGAGGAACAGUUCAGCAGUGCAGCUGAGGUUUUGGUUGUAAUCACAGACGUGAGUGAUUGUGUCCCCGAAUUUCAUCAGUUGAUUUACAGCAAAGUUGCUGUUCCUGAAACAGUUACUAUGACAACUGCUCUUCUACAAGAUCCUCUUGUUUUUACAGGGCUAGUUAGACUUCGUUCAAGACCGUUUCCUAGGCUGCAGGGGACAAAAUAUGUACGUAAUGUCACAGCUACUGAUGAUAACUCCUUGGGAGGGCCCUAUUCUCUUACAAGUACUGCCCAGGUUGUUGUGAAAAUUGAUGAUGUCAACAAUAACAAACCUGUCUUUCAGAAGUGUCAGUAUUAUCAGGAACAUGCUUCUGUAUUGGAAAACCAGCCUUCAGGGACAGUUGUACUGCAGGUUGAAGUCACUGAUGCUGAUGAGGGAGGCAAUGGUAUAGUGAAAUACGGAUUGAUGCACAGAGGUGAUGUCCUACCCGCAUUUAGUAUUCAUCCUGACACAGGAGUUCUGACAACUGUUCAGGUAUUUGAUCGAGAAAAACAGAGGGAAUAUCCUAUCACUGUCACAGCAACAGAUAAGGCAGCGGAACCACUCACUGGAAUAUGUCAGAUAAAUAUUAUCAUCCUGGACCAAAAUGACAAUGAUCCCAGAUUUGAAAACACCCACUAUGAAUAUUUCCUGAGAGAGGACACAAGCGUUAGGACCAGCUUUCUUCGUGUUGCAGCCCAUGAUGAUGACUACAGCUCAUAUGCUGCCAUUACAUAUUCAAUAGCAAGUGAAGAACCAAAUUAUUUACAAAUUAAUUCUACUAUGGGCUGGGUGUUUGUGAACCAACCCAUAUCUGAGUCUUGGCACAUUUUCAUUCAGGUCUCUGCCACCGACCUUGACCUUGGUCAGAAUGGUGAGAUAAUUUACUCCCUCUUACAUGACAGUGGCAGAGACUACACAUAUUUUCACUUGCACUCACAGACAGGCUCAAUUUAUACGGCCUCAGUGUUUGAUAGAGAGAAGAAGGGGUCCUAUCUUCUAGAAGUCAAGUCAGUAGAUGGCUCUGAAUCAGCUCGACUUGGAAAACAUGGGAAACCAAACUCUGACACGGCCUAUGUGCACAUUUUUAUCAGUGAUGUGAAUGAUAACAAGCCUGUCUUCACUCAGAGUGUCUAUGAAGUAAAUGUGGAUGAAGACCAGGCUGUGGACUCGACUAUCAUUACAGUCAGUACUAAUGACGAAGAUGAAGGAACAAAUGCUAAAUUAUGGUAUCAGAUAACAGCUGGAAACACAGGAGGAGUACUUGAUGUAGAACCAGAAGUAGGAGCCAUUUUUAUUGCUCAACCACUGGAUUAUGAAGAAACAAAAAUGUAUGAGAUUGACUUGUUGGCCUCUGAGGGGAAAUGGGAAGAUUAUGCAGUUAUCAUCAUCAGUGUCAUGAAUAAAAAUGAUCAGACUCCCGUUUUCUCUGUCAAUUAAUACUAUGGAAGUAUAAUUGAGGAAAUGGAUGGGUUACCAGUCUUUGUACUUCAGGUUAUGGCCAAUGACCCUGAUAUGCAUGGGCAUGGUGCAGCUGAUGUUUUCAUGAUAGAUGAGAAAACAGGCAGCAUUUACUCACACAAGAUGCUGGAUCGGGAAGAGAGAGCACUGUGGAGAUUUGUUAUAUUGGCUACUGAUGAAGGUGGAGAAGGACUUAACGGAUUUGCUGAUGUUAUAAUUAACGUGUGGGAUAUAAAUGACAAUGCACCCAUGUUCACGUGCAUGCCUGAUGAUUGCAAUGGGAGCAUCUUUGAAAAUUCUCCUGCAGACACAUUAGUCAUGGAAAUGGGUGCAGUUGAUAGUGGUGAUCCAAAUGUAGAUCUUAACACUGUCCUCAUUUACACGAUAACAGAGAAUGUAAAAAAUGAGUUUGGUACUGACAUGUUUGAUAUCAAUCCCAAUACUGGCACGGUCCACAUAGCAGGGGGAAUGCUAGACAGAGAAAGGACUGACAAGUAUUUUCUGACUGUUGAAGCAAGAGAUGGGGGAGGGCUAACAGGAAAUGGCACAUCCACUAUCUGGAUUGCAGACGUCAAUGAUCAUGUACCUAAAUUCACAAAAGAGAUGUGGCAGGCAACAGUUCCUGAAAAGAAUGCCAUUGACUCAGAAGUUCUACGAGUGUGUGCUACAGAUGCAGAUGUUGGGGAAAAUGCUGACUUAAUAUUCAGUAUCAUCGGGAGAGACCCAGAGCAGAAGUUUUAUAUUGAGAAUGGCAAGGAAUGGCAAUGUGCUACUAUUCGACAGAAAAAAAAAAAAAAUUUGGAUUUUGAGAAUGCACGUGAAAGGCAGUUUAAUCUCACUAUUACAGUGGAAGAUCUUGAUUUUUCUAGUAUUGCAGUGUGCCUGAUUGACGUUGAAGACUCUAAUGACCACAGCCCAGUUUUCCUUUCUCAGUUUAUUCAGACAAGCCCUUUCUUUGAAAACAUGCCUGUAGGUACUACAGUAACCACAGUGAGAGCCACAGACAAGGAUUCUGGUUUGAAUGGGAACAUUAUAUAUUCUAUAAAGUCAGAUUCAGAUCCUAUGGGACAGUUUGCAGUUGACCAACAUGGUCGUGUGAUUGUGGCAAACACACUGGAUCGUGAAGUCGUUCAAAAAUACAGUUUAAUUGUAGAAGCUUCUGAUCAAGGGACACCUGCCUGCACUGGAAAUGUUAUGGUUUUGAUUAUUCUUGAUAUUAAUGACAAUGGACCAGGGUUUGAUGCACCGUACAUGCCUGUAGUUUGGGAAAAUAUGUUGAGGCCUGAAAUAGUGUAUAUGAACCAUACAUCAAAACUGCUUUAUGCAUUUGAUCCAGACAGUGAAGGAAAUGGGCCGCCCUUUACAUUUUCAUUGCCACCAGAUUAUCAGAAUUCUUUGGACUUUUCUCUUACUGACAACAAAAGUAAUAGAGCAACUGUAACUGCUUUGAGGUCCUUUGACAGAGAAAAGCAGAAGGUGUUUCAUCAGCUAGUAGUUAUAACAAAUAGUGGGAUUCCAUCUAUGAGCUCUACAAACACCCUAACUAUAACAAUUGGUGAUGAAAAUUACAACUGCCACGAAUCUGGCCAUAAAGAACUCUAUGUGUGCAGUUAUAAACGAAAAUGGUCAACAACAGUGCUUGGGGAAGUGUUUGCACCAGAUCAAGAUGACUGGGACAAUAAAACAUUUCUUUCUGAAGGAAAACUGCUUAAGUCUUUCAGAUUAAAUCAGAGGACUGGUUCUUUGAUGAUGGUGGAUAACACUCCUCAAGGAGUAUACAACUUAAAAGUUAAAGUUUCUGAUGGAGUUUGUCCGGAUGAUGUAUCUACAGUACAAAUCCAUGUCAAAGAGCUGGAAAAUGAAGCCAUACAAAACUCGGCCAGUGUGAGUCUCUCAGAUGUCACAGCAGAGGAGUUCGUAAGGAGAGAUGAAGAUGGCAAAACAAGACAUGACAAGUUCAAGGAAUUACUAGCAAAAAUGUUACCUGCUAAGCAUAGUGAUAUCAUUGUCUUCAGUGUGAUGAGCAUUGAUGGAAAACAGACAGAUGUAAGGUUUGCAGUCCAUGAUGACUCGACAUAUUACAGACCUGAGAAAAUGCAUGCUGAGAUGGCAGCAUCUAAAACUGAGAUCCAGUCAGCUUUACAGUUGAACAUUUCACAGAUCGAUGUAUACGAAUGUAGGAGCCCGAAUUGUAGCGAGGGCAAUGGUUGUACAAACUACCUUGCCAUGAGCGAUAUCCCAACCAUGACGGAUACUGGAAGCAUGUCAUUUGUCUCGGUAACAACCACCGUCAACGUGGUCUGCGCCUGUUCAGCUAGGGACCGAGUCCAUCAGUCAUGUUCCUCCUACCCUCAAAGCUCUUGUCUAAAUGGUGGGAUGUGUAUUGACACUUUGAAUGGUUACAGAUGUCUUUGUCCUGCUUCGUUCCAUGGACCAGACUAGCAGACUAAGCACAGUUUCCAUGGAAAUGGUUAUGCAUGGUUUCCUCCCAUCAGGCCUUGUUUUGAAAGCUUGCUCUCUCUAGAGUUUAUUACUGUUGUUCCAGAUGGACUUUUACUAUAUAGUGGUCCUUUAUCAAAUCCAGAACCUGGGAGUACAGAAAACUUCAUUGCAAUAGAACUCUCCAGUGGUAUUCCUGUGCGGAAGAUGAGCCAUGGCUCAGGUUUUGUGGUGCUGCACUUUCCAAGUCACCUGAAUGUAGCAGACAAAAAAUGGCAUCAACUAGAAGUCAGAACCAAUGGUCAGAAUGUUCGAUUCACUUUGGAUCACUGCAGUGCAGCUGUUGUUUCAGAGAAAGAAGGAGUAGGCAAAUGGCUGUCCACUGAAAACCAUACAAAUUGUGAAGUCUUUGGGUCUGUUCCACGAAGAGCAAGGUAUUUGAGCAUGAACCGUGUUCUACACCUGGGUGGUGUUAAAGAAUCGUUACCAUACAUUACAUGUAAACCAGUUGUAAUGAUUUUAUUUUGCCUUUGUCUUUUCAGGUGCCCUCCAGGACACAUGAUCAUGGAGAACGCCUCUGGUGGACAGUGUGUCUACACUGCCUGUGCUAAAAGGCCCUGUAACUAUGGUACCUGCAGCUCGCAGUCACCAACCACAUUCCAAUGUCCCUGCCCUGAUGGCUAUACUGGACGUAGCUGUGAAAUCACACUGGCGAUCUUUCACAAGGAUACAGGCCUGAGCUUUAGUUCCAUGUUUGCCAUCUGCAUUUGCUUUUUGGCACUGUUAGCUCUGGUCAGCGCUGUAUGCAUGGGGGCUCGCUGGAAGACUCGCAGAGAUCUGAAGGGAAGAGUCUACCACAUAUCUGAGCAUCAUGAGGAUUUGGAUGACAUCAGAGAAACUAUCCGCAACUACAGCAAAGAAGGGGUGGGGAAGGAGACCAAGUAAGGCUCACUGUGUUACAUUACAAUUAAGAGGGGACUGGUGGUGCUCACUAUGCUGAGGAAAACUAUUUGAUGCUUCCCUUUAUAACUGAGGACUUUAGCCUUUGUUCUGCUGAUUCAUUACUGUAAUUGGUAGAUUAAUUAUUUGCAAGGUUAUGUACACAAGGGCGCAAGUUUCUUAAGUGGAGAUAAGUGUCUAUCAAUUUUUGUCUUAAAGCAAGUGCUCCUAUGUGCAUAUUUAAAAAUGCUCGUAGAGGGAGUUUAGCAGUAAAGAACUAACAGCUGAUACUUUUGGUUUCAUGGCUCAGGAGGUUCUCAGUGGUAAUUACUGCUGUUGCACUGAGGCCUUGUAAGAGCCUGACAUGAACUGUUUGUUCUUCAUGGACAGUCUCUUUCUGGAGACUGUUUCAUAACAGCAGUUACUCAGCCUUGAUUUGUGAAGAAAGAGAGGUACUAGAUUUGUUCCUCUUAAGCCUUAAAGCACGUGGUUGUUGUGGAAGAACCUUUCUGCAUUUUCCUAUUUUGGGGGGAAAUACAUUAAUGAACACAAGCUGUGCUUAUAGUAGACCGGAUUAUGCCCAAACCAGAGCUAACUAACAUUUCUGAUAGUUGUUUUAAGGGUUUCUACAUAUCAGUUUAAGACAGAACUUUGAAAGAAAACUGCAGAUGUUAUAUAGAGGAGUAAUUUAAAUAGAUUAUUUGCUGACCCACAGACAUGUGCUAUGUUUAAAAAAGGUAAGGGACUCAUUGCCACCUUUGAAACUGUUCAUUUCAUGGAUUCAAAAGGUGGUGUGAUUCUGCAGAGGUAGUAACAGCUGGCACUAAUGUAAUGGGUCA